AUGGCUCUUAGGAUUGCCUCAAGACAUUUGUGGAGAGAGGCCACAAUGGCAGUGUGAGAUGGAGAGAGGCAUUAAUCGCUCAGUAGAAGAUGAGCCACAGGGUUGUCGAAGCAGAGAGAGAAGCUCCUUUCUUGGACUCUAAGGCCCAUGUCCCUCUUCCCCUCUCUUUUGAGGCAUUCUGAUGUAGGAGGUAUUCAGUUGCCUUCCCUGACACCUUUGCCCAUCAUUCCUGAUUCCUUGACCCCAAGAUGGGCCUGAAACACGUUCACCCAAAUCUGAAGACAGUUGGGUGUGGAAACAGUGGUGUGCAGGGAGGUUAAAAGUACUGCUAACUUGUACAAGCUCCGACUGAUUUCUUGUCCCCUGGGUAUAGCAGGCUGGCUCUGGGGUCCAGGGUCACAGCCCCGCUGAAGUGGAAGGAGGAGGAAAACCAGGUCUAUGCUGGGAGAAGCAGCAGAGGCUAGCUGUCACAGACGGAGGGAGGGUGCUGAGGUCCUGGCUUCAACAAGCGCAUGCCAGGUGAGUGUUAGGGAUACAAAGAGCUUAUACAAUCCUGCGCAGGAGAGAGAUCAUGCAAUCAUUCAACAAGCAUUUAUGUCAGUCAGGGCACUAAGGGUACAGGAGUGACCAAGACAAAAGGACAAUGAAUGCCCUCUUGGGCAAGACAGUGGGGAACACAUAUAAAAUCACACAAAUAAGUGUCAAAUUAAAAUAAUUACUACCUUCAUAAGUGAAAGGAAGAAGACAUUUGCCCUGGUCCGGGAGGCUGGGGCUCAGGUCCCAUUUACAGGCCUGCCCGGUGCAUCCAUCAAUCCAUGUAUCACCCUGGACGUCCUUCACUGCUGUUCCGCGGGCUCUACAUUGCUUGCCCUUUUCCCUCCAAAGCGGUGGGGGGCGGUGCGGCGCUGCCGCCGCUAUCCCGACAGCCCUCACGAGGGCUCAGCGGAAGCGGCUCGCACGCCAGGAGACGCCAUGCCCGGGGACCAUCGCCGAAUCCGCGGGCCCGAGGAAUCGCAGCCGCCGCAGCUCUACGCAGCGGACAAAGAGGAGGAGCCCGCUGCCCGCGACCCGACGCGGCUGCGGCCCGUGUACGCGCGCGCCGGGCUGCUGAGCCAGGCCAAGGGCUCUGCCUACCUGGAGGCGGGAGGCACCAAGGUGCUGUGCGCCGUGUCCGGACCGCGCCAGGCCGAGGGCGGCGAGCGCGGCGGCGGCCCGGCGGGAGCGGGCGGCGAAGCCCCUGCCGCGCUGCGGGGCCGCCUGGUCUGUGACUUUCGCCGCGCGCCCUUUGCGGGCCGCCGGCGCCGCGCGCCCCCGGGCGGCGGCGAAGAACGUGAGCUGGCGCUGGCCCUGCAGGAGGCGCUCGAGCCGGCGGUGCGCCUGGGCCGCUACCCGCGCGCGCAGCUCGAGGUGUCGGCGCUCCUGCUGGAGGAUGGAGGUUCGGCGCUGGCCGCCGCGCUCACGGCCGCCGCGCUCGCUCUGGCGGACGCGGGAGUCGAGAUGUACGACCUGGUGGUGGGCUGCGGCCUAAGCCGCGUGCCGGUCCCCCCGUCCACCUGGUUGCUGGACCCCACGCGGCUUGAGGAGGAGCGCGCCGCCGCCGGCCUCACCGUGGCGCUCAUGCCGGUUCUCAACCAGGUGGCCGGGCUGCUGGGCAGCGGGGAGGGCAGCUCCACCGAGAGCUGGGCCGAUGCCGUGCGCAUGGGCAUCGAAGGCUGCCAGCGCCUCUACCCCGUACUGCAGCAGUGCCUGGUGAGGGCUGCCCGCCGGAGGGGCACCCCUGCCCCGCCCUGAACCAGGAGUCUGAGCCACAAUGGACACCUAGGACCGUGCCGGCCCCCCGCCCCCCCGGAAGGACCUGCACCAUAGGCUUCCAGACUGCGCGGCACCGACAUCUCAGAGCACGGGAGAGCCUCUGAGAGGCGCUCACAGAACUGCACUGGACAGCUGUGUUGGAAUGAUUUCUUACAAACUGUUCCGUUAAAGAUAUUUUUCUACUUGACCUGGUUGCCAUCUCCGACCCAGGUGAAGAAACCUGCGAACGAACGCACCCAAGUUGGAAAGGACUUCAGCUGGACUCACCUGUUAAACAAGUCUAGGAGCUACUACUGUCUUGGAAGGGAUGGACCCUCUGCAGGCCAGCCAAUGACUCCCUCCUACGUAAUCGGGCUGCUUUUGAGAGAAUGGGGGCCUGGGCCUUCUCACUUAUAUCUGAGCUUAAACAAAACUAUUUUUAUAUCUGAAAAA
Rhinolophus ferrumequinum (greater horseshoe bat) is the source of this 2244-nucleotide messenger RNA. It is a transcript of the gene EXOSC6, whose product is annotated as exosome component 6. NCBI's taxonomy places the organism in Eukaryota, Metazoa, Chordata, Mammalia, Chiroptera, Rhinolophidae. Gene Ontology annotation, cellular component: nucleolus; cytoplasmic exosome (RNase complex); nuclear exosome (RNase complex). The transcript has a single exon. The record is from RefSeq and is a predicted model, not a curated record. Gene Ontology annotation, biological process: rRNA catabolic process; poly(A)-dependent snoRNA 3'-end processing; nuclear mRNA surveillance. The coding region runs from base 973 to 1791 and encodes 272 amino acids.